AUGACGUGCGACAUCUACGUCUCGGACGAUGCCAUGAAUCGCUCCCCACAACUGGUCCCCCAAAAGAUCAAUUAUGGGGUCGGGGAGGAACCGCCGCCGUUCGCCGAAAACGACUGCGACAAGGGAACGCAUGAUCGUUCCCGUAAGCCGCACCAGCCGGAAACCCGUUACGGCGAUGGUGUGCUGAUCGGAUUCAUGGGACCAGACCAUCUCGAUGUGAGGAAACAUGCUGAGGAGAACCCACUGGACUGGUCCCCGAAACAGGGCCGACUUCAAGAUCUGGAUCGAUUCCCCAAGGACAUUCUGCCUGCCAAGUUCGAGUCAAAAUCCGUCACUCGCCCACCGACAAUCACCUCCUCGCCCGUCAAGGAAUCCAAACUACCCAAGGAAAUUAAAGAAGACACUCCGAAGUCACCCCUCCGUACCCUCCCUCCGCCCGUCUCGUCGCAAGAUCUCAAACCGUGCUUCCCCCCACAACGUCCCCGUCUCCAGUCUCUCACCGCUCCCCCGACGGGUCCGCCUCUACAUCUAGCACCGCAUCGAAGAACCUCAACCGCCGAGGGGCUCUCCCCCGACUCCAACCAAGCAGACCUGAAAUCCCGUAUCUCUCUUCCGUCACUUCAAUCCCUGGCUUCGCCCGCCAACUCUUGCGUCGGGGCUUCCCCGGAUAACACGCAAAGCCUCCCUUCCAUCCAUUCCGCCUUGGGGUUAUCCCAAUCCGAGUUCUCUUCAACGAGAAUCAAUGGCUUUCCUCCCCCUUCCUACUCCUACUCACCGUCUACUACGUCGCGUAAUGAUUCCCCGCAUGAGCGUCAAUUACCUAGUAUUUCACAGCAGAUCCCGCCCAGUCCCUUCUCUCAUUUCUCUCCUAUAAGCACCAAAGAUAUAUCCAACAAUGCUUCUCCCGCCUCGCAGCCAUGCUUUUGGCGCACACCGACCUCCGCGGUGUCAAUCGAGCCGCAGCUUCCUCCCCCUCCGCCCCCAGGCCCGCCUCCGCCCCCAGCGGUAACUCGGAGUCACCACUACGAGCUAUCUCCGAUGACUGCCACCAGUCCAGCCACAAGCUAUCCUACCCCCAUCGAGCCAGUGCCCCCCACGGGUGAGGAACGCACUUCGUUCAGCUCACAUCCUUCACCGGAUGACGGUACGGCAAUCACGAGUAUAGGUGUUUACAAAUGUACACAUGCUGGGUGCACUGCCGCCCCAUUCCAAACGCAAUAUUUGCUCAAGUAA
Penicillium verhagenii is the source of this 1233-nucleotide messenger RNA. RefSeq lists its product as uncharacterized. The record is from RefSeq and is a predicted model, not a curated record. NCBI's taxonomy places the organism in Eukaryota, Fungi, Ascomycota, Eurotiomycetes, Eurotiales, Aspergillaceae. Bases 1 to 1233 code for a protein of 410 amino acids. The transcript has a single exon.